Molecule: messenger RNA, 1311 nt
Organism: Brenthis ino (lesser marbled fritillary)
Lineage: Eukaryota; Metazoa; Arthropoda; Insecta; Lepidoptera; Nymphalidae
Source: the annotation of a GenBank genome assembly
AUGAAAACGUUUUUGCGAAUAGUGUUUCUUUGUUUCUUUAUUAAUAUAGUGCAGUCAUCUCAUUGUUAUUGGAAUACUGGAUGCCCUUACAAAUAUUUAUCGACGAAGACUCCUUAUAACUCGGUGCGAGGAGAUAUUAGAGAUUCUAUUGUAAAAUUAAUAGGAUGUGAGCCAGUGAGUAUAUGGGGCAUGUACCGGCACGGGAUACGAAAGCCAAGUGCUUAUUACAGCAAUAUGAUGAAAGACGCAAUAGCCAUUAGAAAUCAUGUAGUAUCUAGCUACAAAAAAGGUCGCAGCUCUCUUUGUGCUCAAGACAUAGAAAAUUUGCGAAACUGGGAAUUCAAUGAAAGUUUUUUUAAUGGUAAACAAGAUAUCACUGAAGAAGGUCGCGAGGAAAUGAUAGGUCUCAGCAAACGUUUAAAGGAAGCAUUCCCCGAUUUAUUGAAUAGUCUUCAAAAUGGCAGCUAUACUUUGCGGCCAGCUCGAGGACUUUGGAUUGAAAACAGCGCUACACACUUCGCUAAGGGCUUUGGAAAUAAUAAUUUUGUUAUUGAGAAAGCUAAAACCGAUUCAGAUAUCAUGAAUCCAUAUGCGACAUGUGGAUCAUACCAACAAAAUGUACAAAUACAUCAAAAUAAUCACCCUGAAGUUAAUAAAUACUUAAGUACAUCGGACUACCUUGCGACAAAAGACAGAGUACAACGUAGAAGUGGAAUAGACUAUAUCCUCAGCGACAAAAACAUUACAGCUUUAUAUAAUCUAUGUCGUAGCACAUGGCCCGCUAUUGACAAUAAAGUUAGUCCCUGGUGUGCACUUUUUACUAAGGAUGAUUUAGAAGUUCUCGAAUAUAUACAAGAUUUAAAGCAUUACUAUAAGGAUGGUUACGGCACACCGGUAAAUGAAAUUUUCGGUAGGGUUCCGUUAGCAAAUUUGCUUCAAAGUUUCGAUGAUGUUAAGAAAGGCAAAGGGAAAAAAAUGAUCGCUUACUUCACUCAUGCGACCAUGUUGGCUCAGAUAUACACUGCGCUAGGACUAUUCAAAGACAACCAACCUUUAACCGGUGCCAACAGGGACCGGGAAAGAAAAUGGAGAACAAGCAAGAUAACGGCCUUUUCUGCAAAUUUAAUAGCUGUUUUAAAUCGAUGUGUAAUGGACGGCUCAGAGGACUACAACGUUGUGUUCUACUUAAACGAAGAACCAAUGAGAUCGAUAUGUGAAGAGGGCGUUUGUUCCUGGCGAGAGUUCGACACGAAAUUGCGGCCAUUUAUUAACACUACUAUCGACUUUUGUGAGUUCCGAAACGAACCUUAU